Penaeus chinensis is the source of this 1002-nucleotide messenger RNA. RefSeq lists its product as uncharacterized. Lineage: Eukaryota; Metazoa; Arthropoda; Malacostraca; Decapoda; Penaeidae. The coding region runs from base 1 to 1002 and encodes 333 amino acids. The record is from RefSeq and is a predicted model, not a curated record. The transcript is spliced from 4 exons.
AUGGAAACAGUAUCCUCCCUGGAGUUGGUGCUCUUCCAGUCACAGCUCACAGAUGUCAGCCCGACCAUCAACCUUAAUUCUAUGAUGGUAUAUUCCUGUCACCUCGGUCUGGAGCCAAAUUUUUUCUCGACAGCUUAUUUACCUCUCCUGGACAUUGAUCAACCCAAUCAACAUAUUGCAAAGCAGAAACAUCGGGAAUCACAAGAUUUGUACCAGGGCAAGCAGAUGAAGGAUGUGAAUGGAGUAGUCUUGACAGAUGAAAAUGACAUCAAGGAGAGAUGGAGAACAUACUUCGAACAGCUGAUGAACGUGGAAAAUGACAGAAUUGACAGAGGAAUAGAAGCGAUACCAGAAGAGGUGAUGGAUGUGAUAAUAGCUGAGGAGGUGGAAAGAGCAUUGAGGAAAAUGAAGAAGGGCAAGGCAACAGGCCCGGACGACAUCCCGGUGGAGGCAUGGAAGGUCUUAGGAAGGACAGGUGUCAUCAUACUGCUGGAAAUCUUCACCACGAUAAUGGAAACUGAGAAAAUGCCUGACGAGUGGAGAGAGAGCACGCUAAUACCUAUCUUUAAGAAUAAAGGAGACAUCCAGGACUGCGGAAAUUACAGAGGAAUCAAGCUGAUGGCACACACGCUGAAAAUGUGGGAGAGAGUUAUAGAGAAGAGAUUAAGAGAGAAGGUGGAGAUAUCAGAGCAGCAAUUCGGCUUUAUGCCAGGCCUGUCCACAACAGAUGCGAUUUUUGCUCAGAGACAGCUGAUGGAGAAAACAGAGGUGUGGAAUUGUCUACGGCUGAAAGAAGUGCAAGAGAAAUACAUCCAGCUCAUUCAGGAUAUGUACGAAGGCAGCAAGGCAAAUGUAAAGUGCAUGGUAGGAACUACGGAAAGUUUCCAGGUUAAAGUUGGACUCCAUCAGGGAUAUGCACCAAGUCCAUUCCUCUUCGCCAUCGUCAUAGACUGUCUCACCGAAGCAGUUCAGAAGGCUGCCCCAUGGGAAGAGCAUUGGUAG